Messenger RNA from Leptosia nina, 1284 nucleotides. Lineage: Eukaryota; Metazoa; Arthropoda; Insecta; Lepidoptera; Pieridae. The record is from the annotation of a GenBank genome assembly.
AUGUCGAACGAAGAAUUGAGUGAAAAGGCGGCUAAAAUGGCCGAGAAUGUAACUAUAAAAGUGGAGCCUGUUUACUUCGAUUCGGAAAAUUGUGAUGAUCCUAAGUCGGAAUUAAAUGAUGGUUCAAAAGAGCAAGAGGAAACAUCGCAAUCAGUUCCAAAUAGUCAACAGGUACCAUUACCUCCAGCUAAUAUAGAUUUUGUUGUGGUUAAAAAUGAAUUUGAGCCAUCAAUUAAACAGGAGUGCCAAGAAAAUGAUUUUAUUCUACCAGACGUGGAAACUCCCAAUGAACCAUUUAUUUCUGAAGAUGGAGUGACAGAGGCCGACCUUAAUCGAAACAUGGUCAUCGACGGUAGGAACGUUUGCGACGUAUGCCUUCGAGGUUUCGCUCGGAAGUCUCAUUUACGCGUCCACAAGGUCCUGCACAGCCGUGAGAUACUGGAGUGCCACAUUUGCCUCUUGCGGCUAGAGAAGUUAGAACAGUACAACGAACAUUUGCAAUCGCACGACUUGAAGUACGCUUGCUUCGUCUGCGGAAAGAGGUUCAAAAGCUCCUCCAACCUCGACACGCACAAGAAGAUCCACACCGACAUAAAGUUCUUCAAGUGCGACCGGUGCUGCAAGGAGUUCACCCAGAAAGCCAACCUGUCGCGACACCAGAAGCUGGGCGGCUGCAAGAACAGAGACGACCUGACCUGCGUCCACUGCAAUAAGGUGUUCGAGAGAGAAUUCUUCUUAAAGAGUCAUUUGAAGAAGCACACGACCGAACGGCCCUUCCAAUGCGACCUGUGCUGCAUGUUCUUCAAGCACAAGUCUACUCUGGCGCGACACAUCCAGAUCCACAAUGGCGUGCGUCCGCACGUUUGCAAGUUCUGCGACAAGACCUUUACGCACAAGGGUCUGCUGGAGCCCCAUUUGCGGAAGCACACCGGGGAGAAACCGUUCCCCUGUCCCGGCUGCACGAAGACGUUCUCGCACAAGCACAAUAUGCUGCGCCACUUCGAGAGGCACGCGAAGGAGAAGAACCUGGAAUGUCAGCUGUGCCACAAAGUGUUCCCUCGGGAGAGUCGCCUCAUCUACCACAUGCGCUCGCACACCAACAGCAAACCGUUCAAGUGUGACGUUUGCUCCAAGAAGUUCACUCAUAAGUCGAACGUCAUGAGGCACUACUCGCGGAAACACCCCAACGACAAAUACGAGUCCAAGUUCACAGAUGCCACCGUAGCGAAGCAAGUUUGGGAGAAAGUGAAGCAGAAGUUGAUGAAGGAAGAACAGGCGACAUAA